CCGCGACCUUGCCUAUAAAAGGGUGGGCGUCCCUCUCGCUCCUCCUACUUCUCGCUCGACCCCGCUCGCCAGACGUCCCCGUGCCGCCUCCUGACCGACUAACUGCUGCUGCGUCGGCGUCACUAUGAAGGCCUUGAUUCUGCUCCUUCUCGGGGCGUGCCAGGCCCUGCAACCGGGCUUGGAGUACCAGUACAGGUACAGCGCCCGCGUCGCCACCGGGAUACCAAGCAUCAACAGGCAGUUCGCAGCCGCAGGGAUACAGGCUGACGUCACAGUCCAGAUGGCUGCGGAUUACUCGACUGUGGUGCAGUUCAGCAACAUCGAGGUUGGAGACUUGAACAAGGUCCUGGACUGCGACCUGCGGGCUCCUCUGCCCCUCGAGUACCAUCCCCUGGAGGACUACGUCGACCUCCUCGAGAAGCCCUUCAGAGUCGUCAUGAACGAGUCAGGUAUCCCAGACCACAUGGAAGGGCCUGACGAACCCGUCUGGAUCUCCAACAUGAGGAAGGCCUUCGUCAACAUCUUCAGGGUGCCGUUGCUCUGGAAUACUGAGGCACACUCCACCAAGCUUAACUACGGUUCACUAGAGGAAACUAUGGUCGGACGUUGCCAGAACUGGUACUCGUCGCUGAAAUACCCAAUCAACCUGGCUGAAGAGAUCAACGUCCAACGCGAACACUUCAUGGAGGAGGACAUCCAGCGGGAUGCCUACUCCUCCAGCUACACCACAAAAACCACAUCGAAGACUAGCAAGUCUUCCAAGACUUCCUCCAAGACUCCUUCAAAGACUAGCAAGACCGGCAAAACGUCUCCAGGUCAACUGGCGAACGUUCCUCAUAUUGAGGAUACACUCUGGUCCAUCAGGAGAACCACGGACUUCGGCAUGUGUGAAAACUUGCUGUCUCUGGAGAUCCACAGCAGCAAGUACACGGAGGAGAUCAUUCAGAGGAGCUCCGUGGCAAGUUACCUCAUCCGCGGAGACACGCACCGAAGGAUCGAGCAAGCCGUGGUGGAGGGAACCAUCAGCGUCUUGACGAACAAAGAGAGAAAUGAGCAUGUGGACACCUUCACCAACCAGACCCUGGAGCUGAAGGCUGUGCGUGAGGUUGGCGAGCCCAUCACUAUUACAUAUGAAGUCCAUAAUCACUACAAUUGGCACUACAAUAUCGAAAGGCCACAGGGCGACCAAUUCAUUCCACUGGAACAAGUCCUCACAGGCAGGCCGAUCACCGACCAAAUUAUCAAUGGCAUUAUGGAUUACAUCAAGAAAAGCAUCGACGACCUUUCGCACCGUAUGGAGCAUUACCCAGCCAAGCCAGAGAACCUUGCUUACAUCUUUGGCCGUCUCGUCGAAGCCGUCGCCAACCUCGACUAUCCACACAUUCAGACCCUUUACAGCCACUUCGAAGGCAAAGGCAAUUUGCAGAAAUACAUCUUUGCGCAGUUGGUGAUCGACGCCGGUACAGAACCCUCAGUCACUUUUGCACUCGGUCACCUCAAUAAUAUUCCCUUCUACAAGACUAUCUACGACAGCAUUGGUGUCAAUCUUCGCUCUCCGGCCCCGAUUCUUAAGAUCAUGACCAGUCUCAUAGACGGAGAGGAAGGUGUGGACCAUUCCAUCGGCGUCAUGAACUUCGCCACUUUGGCCCACGACGCGUGCCUCAGCGAGGACAGGAAGCACUUCUACUUCGACUACAGCUGCGGCCCGAAGAGCACGUGCGACCCCGAGCCCAUCAUCAACACCUUCAUCCCGUACCUCGUGCGAAACCUUGGGAAUCAGGAGAAGGACGUCUGGCAGCGGCUCAUAUACCUUCAGGCGCUGAGCAACCUGGGGACUCCGCAGACAAUCAACGUACUGAAGCCCAUCAUCCUUGGCGUCACCGAAACCAACAUCUUCAUGAGGACGAAUGCCAUCUGGAGUCUGAGCGCUUACAACAUGCAGAAGUCCGCCCUCUCGCAGAUCUACGAUAUCCUGAUGCCGAUCAUCGAGAACAAAGGGGAGCAGUUUGAGAUCCGAAACAUCGCUUUCCUCACGCUGGCAACCUGGGGUCCUGGCCACGCCUGGUGGCAGCAGUUGGCGGUUUCGACCUGGCAUGACCCGUCGCCCCAGUUCGCCAACUUCGUCACCACGACCAUCUACUCCAUCGCCGACAGCCACACGAAACUGGCAGACACAGUCUCCCGCGUCAAGCACCUGUGCAAACCUGCCGCCCCGUCGUCCAUUCUUCAAUCGACCAACUUCUUCCUGCACGAGUACCUCUUCUCAGAGGAGCACGGAUCACGAGUCAACUUCGCUUGGUUCGCAAGUGUGCACGGGCUCCUUCCCGAGGAGGUGUUCCUGCGCAUCCAGACGGAGUUCUUCUACGGCUACACGAAGGUGGCAAAGUUCGAUGCACAACAGCGAGGACUUUACCUCAUGCAGUUCCUGAGACAGAAAAUGACGAAGCCCCUGAAGAGACCCCAGAGCAGCGCGCAGGAAAUCGUCGCCGGCAUGUGGGAGGAACUUAAGGAGAAACUCGAAUUUGAGUCACCUGAAUCUCCUUCAGAAUCACUGCUUUGGCUGAAGCUAGACAGACUCAUCUACGUGGCUGUUAACGAUCGGUUCAUGGAAGGUAAGCAUCAAAGCUAACCCCUCGAGCACCCAUACCCCACCGUCUUGGCGCAACUGCCCGUCUACGACAGGGACCUCAACACCCUCAUCGCCCUCCCCACAGAGAUCGGCAUCCCCUUCAGCGUCAUGUACGUUGCCGAAGACGCCACUUGGCUGAAGAUAAAGGACCACGCAGCAACCAGCAUGACAAACGGGAAGAUGAAGAUCAACGCGGAUUUCACUUUUGAAACCAGCCAGGUGAUGUACGUGGACGCCAGGGCUCAUGUGCCUUGGUCGAACAGGCCAGCCGUCGCUUCUGGCGUGUAUGCAGAUACGCAGCUCGUCUUGCCCCUUAAUGUCCAUGCCUCCUUUGAUAUCUAUAGUCAGGAGAUACAACUGUCUCUAGAACCCACGAACACCGUAAAGAUGGACGUGAUCAAAUUCGAAUUCGUUCCUUACACCGUCCAGGAGAACAAUUACCCCGGCGACGUUCCGGUCAUCGAGAAUGAAUACAAGCCUAUCCUACAUGGAGAGGUUCCUCUGUUCAAUGACAAACAUCAGGCAUUCCCCUCCGACGUGGGCCUUUGGGUUCAAGUCGCAACAGAAGGCGACAUCCAUCAUACACCAAGCAUCUAUGAAAUAAUCACUCAGCUAUUCAGCGCACACACCACUUCACAUAUCUGGGAACAGAACAUUGUCUUUGAUCCUACACUUUCCACCACCAAGGUCGUCUCAUUCACCUUUAACUACGUGUCGACCGGAGGCAGUGGGUCUCUGGUUGACCGUGGCGACUACGACGACGGCCAGGUAUCGCAGGGCUCCUUCGAUGAAGACUUCGGACAGUUCUCACAGGUGGCCGGCGGGAGUAGUCAGGACACCCUGGAAGUGGACAGCUUCGGAACGCAAAGCCAGACAAGAGAGCGCAUCAUGAGACUGCAACAGGCAUUGAUUGCCUCUGGAGGGCACGUGAGAACCAUCAGUGUGGAAAUAGAGCUUCAGGGAACUCCAACGAGGAACUAUGAGGCGAGCCUCACCUGGGCCAUCUCCAGCUCCGCUUCAGCGAGAUCCUCCAAGGUGCAAGUGACACUCAUGAAGCAUCCAGCCGUCGGCGUCCUGGAGGACCCAUACACUAUCUGCCUGAACGCCCAGAUCAUGAAGCCGCAUUUCAAUCCGUUCUUCACCACUGAGGAUGUGCUGACGGCCAACUACCAUUCCACAAUCAAGGCCGAAUUGUACGAGGGUGAGACGUGUGAGGAAGCGCCGGUCUUGCUCCUGGAGGCUUCAUUCGAUGUCAGCAACGACGCCAAGGAGAAAGUAAAGGAAGCAAUAGAGAAGGGCUGCGACUACAGUACCUACGCUCCUGGCAUUGAUAUCAUCACUUCUCCUCUGUACGACCACUCUCAUAUCACUGCCACCUGGACACCGGACUUCCCAGACAGCCUGAAGAACCUUACAUACUAUGUUGAUGACAUCAUCAAGGCUUCCCUAUCCCAGAAGAUCGAAUUCGACCACACCACCGCACAUUAUGACGCCAGAGUUGAAGUUGAUGCUACAAAGUGCAUUGAGACCGGCCUGUGGACCGUGAGGACAGAGAAGCCCUAUGCCGUGUCCAUCAUCAAGGAACUGGAAAUCCCAGCAUGGGCCAACCCGAUCUUUACACCUGGGCCCUUGGCAACCACCCUGCUCUAUGACUUCGCCGUCGGUCGCACGCCAGUGUCCUGCACCAUUGAAGAAACCAAGGUUAGGACCUUCGAUGCUAAGGAGUUCGCCUACGAGCCCAGCGAAUGCUGGAACGCCAUGUCCUUCGACGUGAGCCACCUGCAGCGAGGCGCCAUCCUCGUUCGCUACACCGGCCAAUGGGAAGUCCGCAUUAUCUGGCACAUGGAAGGACUCGUGUUUGACAUCUCCCCGACCAAUUUCCUUGUGAACGGCGAACCAGCCCAAGGAACAGAUAACAGAUAUGCCAUUUUGCACCAUGAGGACAGUCAUACGAUUGUGUUCGAAAGUGGAACAAGCAUCAAGGUGUCAGACAAAGUAGAAUUCCUGAUGGCCAUGUACCACCGCGGGCACACAGCCGGCUUGUGCGGGAACUACGACGGCGAGCCAUCCAACGACAUGGUAGGACCUAAGGGCUGUUACUACACGGACGGUCACUUGUUCUCCCUUUCUUGGGCCUCCCCUGGAGAAGGAUGCGCCGCUUUCAACUUCAAGAGCUUGAAACGUGAUGUUGAACGCUACCAGGAGGACUGCCCUCACUUCGCCCACGAGCCCACAGGAGUCGCUCAUAGUGAUGCCCUGUACGACUGCACGGAGUGGGUGUACCACGAGAGGACGGAGGGCCAGUACCACUGCAAGGCUCUCAGCCCCAUGCCAGUGUGCAGACCCGAAUGCGUCGCCAACCACCCCAUCACCACGUCGGUCGAGUAUGAAUGCAAGUUCAGCGAACAUCGGCAACAGGCACAGCAGCUGCAGCAACAAGUGCAGGGCACAAAGUGGGUGGAAUGCUUCCCUCACUCCUACACCCUGACCUACCCAUCUUCCUGUGUCCCUCACUAACUCCCUUUCUGUCAUUUUGACCUAAUUUCAUCUUUCCCUUUAGCUUUCCCUUAGUCUGCAAUCGCCUGUAUCCUAAAUAAGAAAUGAUUGCCUUUCUCUAACAACCCUUCUUAACUCCAUCCACAGAAAUAUCGUUUCAUAUCAUCUAUUGGACUUUCAUACUUUUUCCUGUUUCUGAAAUGAGUUUAGCGCUAAUUAACAAGCUCUAGUUUCUUUUCCGUGUCACUUUCUGAGAGAGAGAAAAAAGAAUAUUGUCCAUGUUCAUUUCUUCAAAUACCUUUAAUGAGAUUGUGCGGGAAACAUGACGGGACGAAGGUGGAUAUCGGCAGGAGUCGAUCAAGCGGGAAUGUAGUGAGAGUGUGGGUCACAGUUACUUUCUGUUGGAUGUAAAAGGACACCGUCUUCUCUGAAAUAAAAUUCGGAUCUCU
Penaeus vannamei (Pacific white shrimp) is the source of this 5574-nucleotide messenger RNA. The record is from RefSeq and is a predicted model, not a curated record. Lineage: Eukaryota; Metazoa; Arthropoda; Malacostraca; Decapoda; Penaeidae.